AUGGCAUCUACAAAGGCUACUGAAGUUGUUAAGCUUCAGACGAAGCUACUGAUUGAUGAUGAACGCGAGUCAUCGGCUAUUCUGGGCCAAUUUCCCGGCAUCAAUGUUUCAGAGACCGCUUCUUUCGAGCUAUAUAAGUCCAAGUCAGGCAAAGCCCUGGUUCAUGGCCAAUCUGACAAGUUAGAAUAUGACGGCGUUUCAGAAGGAAAAGACGGCAAUAAAUAUUGUGUUGCUGUUUAUGAUCCUCAAACAAAAUCGCUACAGCUGGUACCAACUCCAUUAGUGGCUUUGUCGACCAUUGUCAAAUCUAAGAAGAGAGUUAGAGGCCCUGAUAUUAAACAAUCCAAUGUUAGAAACAGCAUUCAAAGAACGGCUCUUGGUGAAGCUUUCGGUACUAAGAAAGCCAAGAAGGCCAUUACCGACUUGGAAAGAAACAAAAUCGACGCUGAUUUAUUGCAAGACCUCGAAACCGCUAUUGUGGACACUGUUAAGACAUCUACCGAGAAUCUGCCAUCGCACGAAAAGAUCCAAGAGGCUCUUUCCUCAGAACGUCCAAUCCCACCAUACAACUUGGAAGCUACUGACACUUCUCUUAUUUAUCCACUUAUCGACGGUGUAUUCAGCAAGCAAGAGUACGAUGCCAUGAAAGUGGCUUCUAUUAUUCUCAAAGAGAAGGACGAUGCUAAACGCAUUGCCAUGUUCCCACAAAAGACCUCGACAUAUAUCCACACCCGAGUUCAGAACACUAUUCUGUCCGAGAUCUCUUCGGUUGACAAAAUCCACAAAAUCAAACUUCUUUAUUAUGCAUCCUUAUUGAUAGCUGUUUACGAGAACAGACGUAUUUCCAGCAAGACGGCGCUUCUCGCCAAGCUUGGCAACCCUCCAGAAAUCCUCGUUCAAGGCGUUAUCAAUAAAUUCACUGUUUCCAAGGCUGGUCGUUUCGGCAGAUCCAAGGACAUGAGCUUCGCCAUCGACCCUGCUUGUGAGAACAAACUUCUCUGUUACUUCCUAGUCCUGGCUCUUCAUUUAGACAACUUCUCAGUCGAGAUUCCUCCUCUUGUCCACGAACUGUCGCUCAAACCAUCCAAACUUGCUGACCUCUUCAAAGCCCUGGGAUGUAACAUCAAGGUCGUCGGUGCCUCCAAGUCAAACAACAACGCCGGUCUCAAGAUUGCCGUCCUCAAAGCUCCACUACGACUACCAGAAGUAGCCAAAAGAAAGCGUGCUGGCGGCCGUUAG
Messenger RNA from Sugiyamaella lignohabitans, 1239 nucleotides. It is a transcript of the gene RPA49, whose product is annotated as DNA-directed RNA polymerase I subunit RPA49. NCBI's taxonomy places the organism in Eukaryota, Fungi, Ascomycota, Dipodascomycetes, Dipodascales, Trichomonascaceae. The record is from RefSeq and is a predicted model, not a curated record. Gene Ontology annotation, molecular function: DNA binding. Gene Ontology annotation, biological process: nucleolar large rRNA transcription by RNA polymerase I; transcription elongation by RNA polymerase I; RNA polymerase I preinitiation complex assembly. The transcript has a single exon. Gene Ontology annotation, cellular component: RNA polymerase I complex. The coding region runs from base 1 to 1239 and encodes 412 amino acids.